UAAAUCUACCGUUUCGUUUCCUCCUUGCUCACUAAACAAGAACAAGAUCUCCACAAAAUAAACUCCUUCGGUCCUUCCUAAUCUCUCCCUUUGUGCCCCCUUCAAAGCUUAAAACCCUACUCAACGCCUCCUUUGUUUGUAACGUGAAGAUUCUAAAAGCUAAUGAAGAUGACUAUCGCAAAAGUUUUGAUUUGUCUCCUCUGUUUCAUCGCCUUGGUGUACGCGCAACCAAGUCCUGAUCUAGCCACCAUGAACGCUCUAAGAGACUCCCUCAAGUUUGGGAAAGACUUCUCCUGGACCGGACCAGAUCCUUGUAAGUGGAGCGGUGUACAGUGCGACACAAGCAACCGAAUCACUCGGAUACAAAUCGGUAAUAAAGGAAUCUCCGGAACGUUAACUUCUGAUCUCAACACCCUCUCUUCUUUAACUGUUUUCGAAGUCAUGGGUAAUAUGUUAACCGGAGCGUUACCUAGUCUUGCCGGCUUGACCGCCUUGGAAACUAUCUAUGCUCACGACAAUAGCUUCACUUCGAUCUCUGUUGAUAUCUUUACCGGUUUAACUUCUCUUCAGCAUGUGUUUCUUGAUGAUAACCCGUUUAGUCCUUGGGAGAUUCCUAUGAGUUUGAAGAGUGCGACUUCUCUCGUGGACUUCUCCGCCGCUAACUGUAGUCUCUCCGGGAAGAUUCCGGAGUUUCUCGGAGGACAAACGUUCCCUAGCUUGCAGAAGCUCCGUCUCUCUUCUAACUCGCUCUCCGGUGAACUUCCCUUGAGCUUUGCUGACUCACCUGUUCAAACUCUUUUGCUCAACGGACAAAAGCAAAAGCUCAACGGGUCAAUCUCAGUUUUACAGAACAUGACUUCUUUAACCGAGGUGUCCCUGCAAGCAAACGCCUUCUCAGGUCCAUUACCGGACAUGUCUCGUCUUGUCUCUCUGACAAAAUUCAACGUCAGGGAGAAUCAACUUACUGGUUUGGUUCCAUCUUCUUUCACCGAGCUGCAGUCUCUUGCUGUGGUGAAUCUGACUAACAAUCUUCUCCAAGGAUCAACGCCAACCUUCAAGGCUAAAAACAUUGCCACUGAUAUAACCCCAAGGCUAAAUAGUUUCUGCUUAGAUUCUCCAGGUGUGCCUUGCGACCCACGCGUCAACAUUUUGCUUUCUAUCGCUGAAGCGUUUGGUUACCCUGUGAGAUUUGCUCAGAGUUGGAAAGGAAACGAUCCUUGUAGUAGUAAAAACAUAUGGGUGGGGAUAACUUGCACCGGAGACGAUAUCACGGUUAUCAACUUCAAAGGGAUGGGACUCAACGGUGCUAUCUCUCCACGCUUUGCGGAUCUUACUUCUCUUAGGGUUAUCAAUCUCUCGCAGAACAAUCUCACCGGUGUUAUUCCACAAGAACUAACUAAGUUGAGUAGCUUGACAACUCUAGAUGUUUCCAACAAUCAGUUGUAUGGUAAGGUACCCGUGUUUGGUCCUAAUGUCUUGAUCACUACUGGUAACCCUGACUUAGGAAAAGAUGGUCCUGGACAUGCUUCUGGUUCUUUCGGAAGUAAUGCUGGAAAAGUUGUGGGUUCAGUUUUUGGAGUUGUGUUGGGUUUGCUUCUCAUCGGUUUGAUUGUUUUCUUAGUGGUCAAGAAAAGGAAGCUAAACCGUAAGAAGUAUCCACAAAAACAUUCUGGUGAAGAAGAUGCACUGAAGAUCACAAUAGAUAAUCUAUGUGCAGGUGGAAGUGAAAGUGGUAGCAACGGUCUUCUAGUAGAAGCUGAAAACCCUGUGAAGUCGAUACAAGAGCUGAGGGAGGCUACGGAUAACUUCAACGAGAAGAAUAUACUUGGGAGAGGCGGAUUUGGAAUAGUUUACAAGGGUGAAUUGCAAAAUGGGAAGACUAUUGCUGUUAAGAGGAUGGAAUCUUCAGUUAUUAGUGGAAAGGGUUUGGAUGAGUUUAAGUCAGAGAUUGCUGUUCUAACCAAAGUUCGUCACCGGAAUCUAGUGAGACUUGAGGGAUAUUGUUUUGAAGGCAAUGAGAGGCUUCUGGUUUAUGAGUACAUGCCUCAAGGAACAUUGAGUAGUCAUAUUUUACACUGGCAGGAAGAAGGGUUAAAACCUCUAGAGUGGUCUAGACGAUUGAUUAUUGCAACAGAUGUGGCUAAAGGAGUAGAGUAUUUGCAUUCUCAAGCGCAACAAAGUUUCAUACACAGAGAUCUCAAAUCAACCAACAUUCUUCUUGGAGACGAUAUGCGUGCCAGAGUUGCUGACUUUGGUUUAGUCCGGCUUGCGCCAGAAGGCACACAGUCGGUUGAGACCAAAAUUGCUGGGACUUUUGGUUAUCUUGCACCAGAAUAUGCAGUGACCGGAAGAGUUACAACAAAGGUUGAUGUUUACAGUUUUGGAGUCAUUCUCAUGGAGCUGCUAACGGGUAGAAAAGCUCUUGACAUUAAGAGAUCUGAGGAAGAUGUGCACCUUGCCACAUGGUUUAGGAGAAUGUUCAUCAACAGAGACUCAUUCCAUAAGGCAAUUGAUGCGACAAUUGAGACGAAUGAAGAGACACUCAGAAGCAUCAACAAAGUAGCUGAGCUUGCCAGUCAUUGCAGUGCCAGGGAACCACAUCAGAGACCCGACAUGAGUCAUGUGGCCAACGUGUUGGCCUCACUCCUUGACCAGUGGAAACCAGAUGAAGAUAUCUAUGGAAUCGACUACGACACACCUCCUCCUCUUUUGGAGAUGAUAGAGAGAACUAACAAUGAUUCAUCUUUCUUUGGAGAUAAUUCCAUGACGAGUAUACCGUCACGACCUCGCCAGAUUGAUAACACAUUCCAAUCCGGACAAGGGAGGUAAGUGUGUUAGAUAAUUGCUGAUACUUUCUUCUCGGUUCCUUCUUCUCCUUCGUCCAUAAUUCGAGCUCGGAGAAGGAAGAAGGCUAAAUUAAUGUUUUGUUGCUGGAUGAGAUCUUGUUUUGGGUUACGGAUUGUGAAUAUCUCUCUUUGGUUACCUUGUUUCUCAAGUGAGGGUUUCCUUGUUGCGGGAAUGGAACCCGUGUACAAUUAUAUCUUGCACAUCCUAAACAUUUAGAUCAUUUCUGUGCGCAUU
Molecule: messenger RNA, 3081 nt
Organism: Raphanus sativus (radish)
Lineage: Eukaryota; Viridiplantae; Streptophyta; Magnoliopsida; Brassicales; Brassicaceae
Product: receptor-like kinase TMK2
Exons: 2
Coding region: 163-2829 (888 amino acids)
Biological process (GO): protein phosphorylation
Molecular function (GO): ATP binding; protein binding; protein kinase activity
Source: RefSeq, a predicted model, not a curated record